AUGCAGAUACUAAAUUGGAGGCGAUAUGUCUUGCAGGAGUGCGGAGCUGAUUGUGCUAAAUUUCAGAAAAGUGAGUUGGAGCACAAAUUUAACAAGAAAGCCUUGGAGAGGCCGUACACCUCCAAACACUCAUGGGGAAAGACCUAUGGAGAGCACAAGCGCCACCUGGAGUUCAGUCAUGACCAAUACAGGGAGUUGAAGAAAUACGCAGAGGAGAUUGGCAUCUUCUUCACUGCCUCUGGCAUGGAUGAGAUGGCUGUGGAGUUUCUACAUGAACUGGAUGUUCCAUUUUUUAAAGUAGGAUCGGGUGAUACUAAUAAUUUCCUGUAUUUAGAAAAGACAGCAAAAAAAGGUCGCCCAAUGGUAAUUUCUAGUGGGAUGCAGUCAAUGAAAACAAUGCGCCAGGUUUAUCAGACUGUGAAACCCAUCAAUCCAAACUUCUGUAUUCUCCAGUGCACCAGUGCUUACCCUCUUCAGCCUGAAGAUGUCAAUCUCCGGGUUAUAUCGGAAUAUCAGUCAGCUUUUCCUGAUAUACCCAUUGGCUAUUCAGGACAUGAGACUGGGAUAGCCAUUUCAGUGGCAGCAGUUGCUCUGGGUGCUAAAGUACUGGAGCGCCAUGUGACUUUGGACAAAACCUGGAAAGGAAGUGAUCACCAGGCAUCCCUAGAGCCAAGUGAAUUGGCAGAACUGGUGAGAGCAGUCCGUACGGUAGAGAAGGCAUUGGGAUCUCCAAUCAAACAGCUCCUGCCUUGUGAAAUGGCUUGUAAUGAAAAGCUGGGAAAGUCUGUUGUGGCUAAAGUGACAAUCCCUGAAGGCACUGUGCUGACUCUCGACAUGCUUACCGUGAAGGUGGGAGAACCUAAAGGAUGCCUCCCAGAAGACAUCUUUGAUCUAGUAGGAAAGAAGGUUAAAGUGCACAUUGAAGAGGAUGAAACAAUCACUGAGGAUGCAAUAGAAAAUCAUGUCAAAAAAGUGAAAUGCUGAAUGGAAGCGUUUGUUUCUAUAUUAUUCUUAACGCACUGUGCAUUACAAUACUGCAACCCUACUCUUAGGAGUAAUAGCUUGGUAGAUUAGAACGAUGGGCUAUGCAUAUGAGAAUCCAAAUAAAACAGAUUUUUUUAUUACACGUCAGCAAAAAGGCAUUUGCAACAAACUUAAAAUUAUUGUUAAUGGUUAAAUUAAUUCAGUAGUUGUUUGUAGCACCAUGGUCAAAAGGAAUGUGAUCUUUCACUUCACCAAAGAUACUGUACUUCUAGAAGUGUCCUGUAUACUGCACAAGUGCAAAAGGUCUUAACUCUGAGUAUUUGUGUUGAAAGAUGAGCUUUGUGGAUUUGGUUGAAGCAACAGUGCACACAGGUUCUUUCUGGGGUUAUCUAACUCUAAGGUUUUGAUACGUGUGUAUCAGUUCUAGUAAGCCCACCCUGCUUGGUACAUCAAGAGGUAUGGGUCUUGUAACAAUUUUUUUUUAUCCCUCAGUUUAGGCUGCACUGAUUGUGUGAGGUAGUAUGAUGAAUGAAAUUCCAGCUAAUAUGGCUGGAAGAAAAUGAAAUACAUUACUGACGUGUACAACAUUGUCUUACAGAGAAUCACAUGGAUGGCUUUGACUAGUAUAGAUGACGGUGGAUUUAGAAGUAUCAGUGGGUACCUCUCCCUUAACAGUUGCUUCUCAUUUCUUAGUCUUUUUAGCCAACAGUCAGUUUGAAGGUUCUCCAGGCAUGAAACUAAGGUCUGCUCCUUUCUGCUUGUCCUUGGAGUGUUGAGCAUUAAAAACUGUAGGAAUUUGGCUAUACUGUAUGUUCUGAUGUCUUGUCUUUUUUCACUUUUAUGCUUGUCAUCUCCUUCAUCCUUACAAAGUGGAGGCCAGAUAGACUCGUGCAUGGACGAGUAGAAAGUAAUAAAUAGGGGAAAGAAGAGUGGAAGUUGUCUGUAUAUAUUGCCUUCCAAGUUAGCCAUUUUUGGCCCAAAUGUUUCUAGCUAAGGGCCUUUGGAAGAAACUCGGGGUACAGAAGUACACAUAUCACGAACCAGGAUGUGUGGAGGAAGGGACUGCUACUUUCAAUAGUGUAAUGAAGGGGUCAGCAGCACUUGGGAGCAGAGAGAGGUGCUAUUUUAAUGGAGCUUAGCGCCAAGUGGCGAUGCGUUCUAAACUUGCCUAUCCAGUUUAAGGGUUGUAGGUGUAAUACUAUUUGAGAAAACUGAUUGUAUCUUCACAUGCCUCAUGAAAGAUUUGGUUACUUUCACGUUCAAAAGGAGAAAGAAAUGAGAGAGGUAUGAGGAGGAGAAACUGUUUUGUUUAGUUUUUUAUUCCAAAACAUGUUAAAAGAUUAGUGAAACAGUAUUGUUUGGCAGGAGCGCCAGGCCACCCUUUCUCUGAAUUGAAGUGUGACUGGGAGGCAUCUAAUCAAAUUUUAAAAGGUAAUGUAUUCAAAACCAAAUGAAGGAAACAAGGUAGCUUUUUCUACUCAAAUCAGUUACCAGAUAGAAUUCACCAGCCCACAAGAGGAGCCAAGAACUUUGUAAUUCAGACAUGCGUUGGACACACAGCAGUAUAUUGUCAGCCUUGCCUAUGCAGAUCAGAGGCAUAGAGAGCUCCUGCAGUGACCUGAACCAAGUGUAGGGAUAGGGGAGAAGGGUUUUAUCUGCCCGAGCUUUCUGCACACCGAUGACAAUUGCUGGUGCCAUAGUAGUGCCUGAGGCCAAUGCCCUGCUCACCCCCACUAGUUACACUGCUGAUGCAGGCCCUCGGGUACAAACGUUAUGUUCCAGUCUGACAAUUUAUUUGCUUCCCUGUGGCUCCCUACCAUCUUUCUGUGCCUUGAGUUGUUUUUUUUUUUCUUGGUUCUGAAAAUUGCAUCCUCCUGUUACAGUUCAUGCUCAUGAUGAAUGUAUUUGUUGCUGGCAAGUUGCUGUUGUUUCCCUCCCAUAUAAAGGAAGUGGGAUAAGAGAGACUAAGGAACAGCAACUUUGGGCUACAGGCCUUGCAUCCCUCAGUUACCUUGCAUACCUUUUAAUAAAGCUACAGCAGAAGUCUCUUACCAGGCACAGUUGUUGGCACUUCCUACAUCUUGUGUAUGACUUAGUGAGCUAGUUUGGAUCAUGGUGGUAGGAAUAGGAUUGUGGGCUAUUUUACUGUUUCUCUUGAAAAACGUGUUUUAAAUUUUUGCUAUGUCAGGCAGAUGGUGGAAGCAAAGAAUUGUUUAAUUUAAUCUCUUUUCUGUCCAUGAAUAAUAUGAUUGUUCCAUUCUGCAAGCUUUGAUGCAAUAGGUGGCUUGCCUUAAAUUAAAAUAAUACUAAAAUGAUUGUUGAAAGAUGUUUUUAUUGAAAAUUUUACAAAAUAAAUCAUAUUUGACAAA
Messenger RNA from Alligator sinensis (Chinese alligator), 3353 nucleotides. RefSeq names its product N-acetylneuraminate synthase (gene NANS). NCBI's taxonomy places the organism in Eukaryota, Metazoa, Chordata, Crocodylia, Alligatoridae. The coding region runs from base 1 to 984 and encodes 327 amino acids. The transcript is spliced from 5 exons. Gene Ontology annotation, molecular function: N-acylneuraminate-9-phosphate synthase activity. The record is from RefSeq and is a predicted model, not a curated record. Gene Ontology annotation, biological process: carbohydrate biosynthetic process.